AUGUUCUCCCGUCUCUCUCCGGGACCCGGCCGGAGUUUCGAAUCUAACCGACAAUCCGCUGCUCCAAACCAAACAUUCCAAACCGAACGUCCGAAAUCCUCCGUUCUCGUUUGUCGUCUGCACUCGGUAGCUCCUCUCGCAGUGUUUCAGUUACCUAGUUUUACCGGUAGUUGUCCCCGUGAUGAAAAUAAUGGGAAAUGUCGCCGUAGCCGCCGUACACGGUCGAUAUAAUCGCUGUUAAACAGUCGUCCGCAACGUUAUUUCGUUAUGUUGGUUAGCAAUCCCUCCGAAAAGUAAACGUGCCUGGUCGUCCGGAACGCCGAGAGAGACGCUCCGCCGCCGUUCUCGCGCGCAAAUUGCAACACUUCGCACGCCAGUACACGCGCGCGCGCGCGCACACACACACACAUACACAUACACACGCGCCCGAAAGGUAAAUAACAAUAAUUACAUUAUUAAUUUCGAUAAUAAUUUGUCGUCGGUUUGUGUGUUUAAUCGGCGUGUUAAUCGUCCAGCGAUUAACAACACACCCGUACGUACUUAAACCGAUUCAUGUAAUGUGUGACCUUCGCCGUGUUACGCGGGAGAAACGGGCGCCAAUCGAUUGACCCUUAUAACGAUGUCGUUAUUAUUUCCAACAAUCGUGUGCUCCGCUAUUUAUAAUAAUAACGCACUUGACUAAUUGUUUUCGGUUACGAUAAUGGACUGUCCGCUGUGAAAUCUGACACCUCGCUGUCGGGAAAGUAACGACAAAUUUAUGUCUACAACAUACCUAAUAUUUUAAUAAAACUAUAGACACCCAUUCGUAUGAUUUGUUUGUUUUGAAAUCCUUUGUCCGUGUUUGUUUUUUCGGUGUACUUACGCAUCGGUUCGUUGAGUUUUGACAUGUUUUGCAACCGAUAUUUCACUUGUAAUAUUCAUUAUUAUAUUUACUUAUUUGUCUCUUGUUAUUAUUAUUGCUUAAUACGAUAUGUAUUAGGUGUGUGUAUAAUUAAUAUUAGUUUCGUUCACCGUAUUUUAAACCCUUUUACUUAUAUUAUAAUCGUUAUUUUUCGAAAUUCAUUUUAGAUCGAAUAUAAUUUACUUGUAUUAGUACACCUACCUGUACUAAAUUUUUUUAUAUUAAAAUGGACCAUAUGAUACUUUAUUUAUUCCAUUCAACAUAGUAUUAUGUAAAUAGGUAGGUACUUAAAAUGUCGGCGUUUUAUUGACAUUGUGAUUGUUUAUUAGGUACCUGUUAAUUAUAAUUUUAAGUGGGUACUCAAACUAUUAUUUGUACAAACAAUUUUAAAUUAUUUCAGUUAAAAGUUCAACACAUACUCAUUAAAGGUUUUGUUUGACAAUUGAAUUAUAAUCGAAAAUUCGGAAAAAUAAAGUUAGUGUAAGUUUGUAUAUUAAUGAGCUUUUGUUAUUUUAAAUUAGUAUUUUAGUUAGAUUCGAGGUUAUAUUAUCACACAGAUAAACCUAUUCGUUUAUUGUUAUUUCUUCCUUCAAACCGAAUAUUUCAAUAAAACUAACGUAUUUUUGGUAAGAACUGUUAGGUAAUUAUUCUUAAUUGACCAGGUGAUAAUAUAUAUUGACCUUAAUGUUAUAGUUAUAUUAUAGUGUUUAAACAACUGAAUGAAACCGAUAUAAUUAUACUAAACUGAUUGAAUGAACUCUGUAUAACCGGUAUUUCGAGUCUCAUUAGACACCUAUAAGUAUAAGAUAAAAAAUUAUUAACAAUGUUUUAACUAUAGCUAUAUAUCUAAUAUACGUAUUACACUGUCUUCACAAAUAAAUUCAUAAAUGAUAAUAUUUUCAUAGUAAUAAUAGUAGGAGGUACUUUUUAGAAUAUUAUAUAACUAUAGACACACAUUGUUAAUAUUAUUGUUAUCUUUUAUUUUGUUUCUUAUGCUCUAUACAUUAUAACAAACUCGACAACUAAUGAAUAUCCCACUAAAAGAAAAGUUCUAAAAAAAAAAAAUAUUAAAUACUAAAUCAAUUUUAAUAAAGCAUAUCUAUUUAGUAGCCUAUUGGUAAAACUCAAUAUAUUACAUAGUCUUGUCUGGUCCCUAGUUAGUACUUUAAUACUGUUUUAUGAACUUAUUGUGAUGGUUUAUAAAUACAACCAAUGCUUGAUGCUUAUUAUCAGCUGUUCAUUAACUGGAAUUUUGUUGAUGAAUUAAUAGAAAAUUGUGAAUAGAAAUCUAGGUUUUUAAUAAUGUUAUAAUAUUAGUAGGUAUAAUUUAAUAAGAUAGAUAAAUAUAUUAUUAUUUAGGUAGGUAUCUUUUAUCUCAUUAGCAAUUAUAAACGGUAUAACAUUGAUGUAAAUAAUAUUAUUUUACUAUUAAAAAAAAAUUCUACUUUUAAAAUACUUUAAUUUUAAUUUUCGUUUGAUAUAAAUAUAUUUUACAAUUUAUACUUAUAUCAGGGUUAUAAUUUAUGCAUUUAAAAACUAUAAUAGUUCCAACUAUUGGUAUACUGGAUAUUUUUUAUUUUAAUUAAUUCAAAUAAUAAUUAAGACUUAUAUUUAUUUGUUUAGAUAAUCAAAACGAUCAAAAUGGCAGAUAUAUCUGUAAAAGAAUCUCCUUUUUACAACAAUUAUAAAUCACUAAUAACUACCUCAACGCCUCAAAAAAGUAUCAACGACAGUGGCUACAAUACUCCUAGUUCCACGUUAUCAUCCAAUCUCAGUCAUAUAUCUGAAAUUUCUAUUUCCUUUGAUCACACACCAUCAGAUCAUCAUGGUAUGCUUCAAGUGUCUUCAGCUACACAGAAUUUUACCGAUGACCAUUGUAAAUUAGAAGAUAUUACUAAUACAACUGAUUCUGGUAUUCAUUUUUCACCUCCUACAUAUGAAGAACUUUCCCCUUCAAAAAAAUUUAAAUUUUCCUCGGAUAUGCGAAUGCGGUUUCGUAUAAAUAGAUCUCCAAAUGAUGAAGACAGUCAGUUCUUAAAAAGAAAAAACUUGACUCUUGAUCAAAAUGAAAUAAAUCAUGAACGUAUAUCUGUGGAAGGCCGAGAGAAUUUGGAUAUUAUGUAUUUUCUAGCAGAGCGAAAUAAUUUUGAACCGGUUACAGAAAAAAUAUUUUCUUUUUUAUCCGGUAGUGAUAUUAUAUCAAUGUCUAUGGUUUCCAAGACUUGGUGUGGUGCUGUUAAAAAUUCACUCAUUGCUCAGAAAAAGAAACGAAUGUAUUUUAAGCUAUCAAAAGAAAAUCGUGGCAGCUUUGAUUGUAGAGACCGUUCUGCUUUUUAUAAUAAAGGAUGUUUAGCAAAUAUUGCAAAUGUCAUGCGUUCUCCAUCAAAAAGAGAUUUACCGCAAAGAAGUCCUCCAGUCAGCCCUAGUAAAUACAGAUUCCAUGUAUUUCAAAAGGUUAGAAAAUAUCAUUAGCGUUUAAAUACUUUAGAGCCCAAUAUGAGAUUAAAUGAUUAAUUAAUUAUUAAUCAAUUUUUCAUACUUGAAUUCUGUAUAACAUGAUAAAUAUACUUAACUAAUAUUUUUAUUUUAGGAAGCAAAAAAAUUGAGUUCAGAUCAACAAUUGGUUAAAUGUCCACGGUGUACAAGACCUGCAUCAUGGUCACCCUCUCUAUCAACCCGUGCUGAAUGUAAAGGAAUUCAUUGUAAAUUCAUAUUCUGCACAAAAUGUAUGUGUGAAUAUGCCAACAAUUUUGAACAUAAAUGUUUGUCCAUGCCAAUAUUAUCAAUUUCAUCAUAUAAUCGCCGCCCAUUGGUAACUAGUUUAUCCAAAAGGAAAAGGAAUUUGCGAAGGUUAUUAACAUAG
This is a messenger RNA of Cinara cedri, 3764 nucleotides long. The record is from the annotation of a GenBank genome assembly. NCBI's taxonomy places the organism in Eukaryota, Metazoa, Arthropoda, Insecta, Hemiptera, Aphididae.